This is a messenger RNA of Paramecium pentaurelia, 2000 nucleotides long. The record is from the annotation of a GenBank genome assembly. Lineage: Eukaryota; Ciliophora; Oligohymenophorea; Peniculida; Parameciidae.
AUGUAGUAAUAAUCAGAACUUGAAAAUUUUUAGAUUGAUUGGUCACAAGUAAGUAAGCCUAAAUUGUCUGAAAAGAGAACAAAAAAACAAGAAAUCAAAUAAACUAUCUAAACAGAAGUUAAUGUCUUUGACAGAAUUUCAAUUUGUUUUAGAUAUAGGAUAUCCACAUUAAUUACUCAAAUGGGUAAACCAUAAUAUUAUUGCAAAUUUGAUCCUAAAUUAAAAAAAACAGUCUAACCAAAUAACAAUCAAAAGAAAAAUUUAGAAGAAUAGUUAUCUAAAAUUGCUGCACAAUUAGAAUUAAGCUGUCGAUUUAUUACUAGAUCUAUGUUUUAAAUAAAUAGAUAGCCUUUACUUAAAUCAAUGGGAAGUAAAUAUUGUAAAAUAUACAUAAGUUGAUAUAAGAAGUGUAUUAACUAAAGCAUAAAAUGAUAAAGAAUUUUAGAAGUUAUAUUUGGAUUUAGAUGAUUAAAGUGAAGAGUAAAGGAAAAAAGAGGAGGAAACUGAAAAAAUAUUGGCUUAAAUAUAACCAUUGUCUGAAGCUCAAGUUAAGGAAGAAAUUGAAAAAUUGCGGAAAAAACACAAUUUAAAUCAAAAUUAAUAUUUAUAUGUAAUAUAAGGAUCAUAUUUUGAUGAUAUGAAAACUCUAUUUAAUUCAUUAGGUAUAGUAUUUAAUUAUCUAUUUUUAUUAGGUUGGGUUGAAAUAGAUGAUGUUUAUACAUAAGUUUAUGAUUUCAAAUUUUGUUAUUUAAAGAAAUUUUUACAUAAACCUAUCCCUGAAUAAGUAGUUAGUAGAUUUGCUAGUACAAAACUAUUAACAACAAAAUUUGGAUUGGCUAGAUCAUUAAAAAGUUGUUAUAUUUUAGGUGGAGUAGACCCUAAUACAUUCUUUCCUAGAUGUUAUGAUUUAAGUGAUGAAGGAGAUUUUGAAGAUUUUUUGGAGGAAUAUAAAUUUACAUUUGCUGAAAACUAUCUUAAGAAAAAUCCUAAGGAUGAAGAAAAGAUACUUAUUGCAAUAUAAAUAUUAAAUAAUAAAUUAAUGCCAAUUUAAAAUAAAAUCAAUAGAAUUGUAUAAUUUAAUUUAUAUUUAGACUGCUGAUGAUUAUCCUGUAUGUACUCCUUAAUAAUGGUAAAUUUUAUACAAUAAACCAGAACCAAAAUAAGAAAUUGUUUAAUUUAACAAUCCAAAUAUUAUGGAAUAAGUUAAAUAAAUAUUAUAAAAUUUAUCUAUUGUUGAUCCUUAAUUUAAAAUUUCUAAAGGUGAUAAUAUUUGGGUUACAAAACCUUUUGGAUUAUCGAGAGGAAGAGGAGUUAAAUAUUUUAAAGAAUUAGAAGAGAUACUUGCAUAUACUUUUGGAGCUAAGGAUGUGAAUUUUGUUGCUUAAAAGUGUUUAGAAAAUAUUAUGACAAUAGAAAAAAGGAAAUUUGAUAUUAGAUAAUGGAUGAUAGUAUCAGAUAUUUAACCUUUGACAAUAUGGAUGUAUAAAGAAUGUUAUGUACGGUUUUGUGGAGUUGAAUAUAAUACAGAUGACUUAAAAAAUAGGUAUUAUAUAAUAUAAUUUAUAAAUUACAGAUAUGCUCAUUUAACAAAUUUUAGUGUGUAAAAACAUAAUGAAGACAAUUAGGAGGAGAAGUUGAUGAUGAGUUAAGAGGAGUUUGCUAAGGUUUUGAAAGAAAGAGGAUUUGACUUUGAGAGUUAAGUUAGACAAUAAUUUAUAAAUAUUAUAAUAGCUACAAUGAAAUCAUGUUAAAAGUCAAUUGAAAUAAGAAAGAAUACUUUUGAAGUUUUUGGAUUAGAUUUCAUUGUUGAUGAUGAUUGUAAUCCUUGGUUAAUAGAAGUUAAUGCUUCUCCAACAUUUGCAUUUUCAACUCCUGUAACUGAAAGAUUAAAUAAAAUGGGUUUAACAGAUUUGGGUUAAUUUAUUGUAGAACAUAUUUAUAAUAAAACAAAAAAAAAGAAUUAUGGUGGAUGGGAAUUAAUAUAUAAAUAAAAAUUAUGA